ACGAACGAGCGGGCGCCAGUCUACCGUGGGCGUACCGCGCGGCACCACGCUCCGCGAUCCGCGAUCCGCGAUCCGCGAUCCGGCAGCAGCGUUUCGCUCUAACGUAAAACGCACAGCGAACGAAUGCCCGGGGUCCGGCAUCCUUUUAAUUAAUUAUAUUACGCGUCACAGUGAUUAUUUUUGCCGUGCGGUGGUUGGACGCAGCCGGACUCUGUCGAGUGAGUGUGUGAGAUACAGUGCGCGUCGAGCGACGCGGUGCCGACCGGAAGGAUCUAUCGGUGAUCUGUGAUUACAUAAGCACGUAAGAGGAUUCUUGCGCGGCAGGAUGGUGUUGCGACGUAGAUAUUCUGCGUAACGCGUACCGACAACCUUCGAAAGGCGCGCAAAGCAGAACCCGCGGCGGUGUGAAAUCCGAGUGUCGGCGCGAAAAACGAUGAACGAAUCGGGACGAGCCGGGAACGAAGCGGUGCGAUAAUAAUAAUAUGUGGACGACGCGGCCACGGACCAGGCGAAAGUGGCGACAACCGUCGACCCUGUCGUGCAGAGAACGUGACAAUCGGUGGAAUCGCCGUCGGGACGGCUUCCGCAUCAUCUAUUCGGUGAUCCUGGCGGCCUGCAUGGCGACGCAGGAAGCGAGGGGCGCCAAAUGUCCGCCACCGGACACAAUACCCGGCUGCCCGUGUUACAACUUCGAGAACGGCGGUCUGUUCCUGGAGUGCGCAGGUGCCACCGAGGAGUCCCUCAGGAACGCUUUGUCCGGCGUGAUACAUGCCGCCGGCGAGGAAGGGGCGCUCGUUCAAUCGUUGAGCGUGUACGAGUUGGAUCGGAAAGUAGAGGAACUUCGGUCCGCCGCUUUCCCGGCAGGCUCGCAAAUUAGGCAUCUGCAAAUCUCGCAUUCCGCGAUCCGCGAAAUAAGCGAGGAUGCCUUCAUGCGACUCAGUAAAAGCCUGGAAUCCUUGGCACUCGUAUCCGGUCGACUACCUCACGUACCUCAAAAGGCUAUGGCCUCGCUGAGCCUACUCAAAGCGCUGGACCUGGAGGCCAACCUCGUUAACGAGCUGCCGAGUUUCAGUUUCUUCGGGCUCGCGUUAAUUAAACUAAACCUGAAGGGUAAUCAAAUAAUGAAAAUUUCGGAGUACGCCUUUGCCGGGCUCGAGGGCACUUUAAAGGACCUGGAUCUGGCGGAGAACAAGAUCAGAGUAUUCCCUAUGACAUCCUUAAGAAGAUUAGAACAUCUCACGUCCUUGAGGCUCGCUUGGAACGAGAUAUCCCAGCUCCCGGAGGACGGUUAUUCCAGGCUGGACGCCUUAAACUUCCUCGAUCUCAGUAGCAACAAUUUCAAGGACAUUCCGCUCAAUUGCUUUCGCUGCUGUCCGUCCCUAAAGACACUGUCGCUUUAUUACAACGCGGUCGAAUCGGUCGACAAGGAUGCCUUUAUAUCGUUGAUCGAUCUCGAGUCGAUAGACCUCAGCCACAACAAGAUCGUGUUUCUUGACGUGGCCACCUUCCGUGCCAAUCAAAAGCUCAGGUCGAUCGAUCUCAGCCACAAUCAUAUACACUACAUCCGAGGCGUGUUCUCGAGGCUGCCCGAGUUGAAGGAGCUCUUCCUAGCGGAGAACAACAUUCUCGAAAUACCGGCUGAAACGUUCGCCGGGAGCACGAGCCUCUCGGUCGUGUAUCUUCAACAAAACGCCAUCCGAAGGAUCGAUGCGCGCGGCUUGGCGACGCUCGGUCAAUUGGCGCAGCUACAUCUAAGCGGAAAUUAUAUCGAGAAGGUGCCGCGCGACUUUCUCGAGCACUGCGAGAAUCUCUCGACCCUGUCGUUGGACGGUAAUAACAUUCGCGAGCUCGAAGUGGGCACGUUCGCCAAGGCGAAGCAGCUGCGCGAGCUCCGGCUACAGGAUAAUCAGAUCACCGAGGUGAAACGUGGCGUGUUCGCGCCGUUACCAUCGCUCCUUGAGCUACAUCUGCAGAACAACGCCAUCACGGAUAUGGAAACCGGCGCUCUGAGAUCCCUCCACAGUCUACAACACGUGAAUCUGCAGGGUAACCUACUCGCGGUGCUCGGCGAUGUGUUCCAAGUGUCGAACGACGUCGGCCAGAGCGAAAACAGCGGUAGCUCUUUGGUUUCCAUUCAGUUGGAUAACAAUGGACUCGGCGUCCUACACAAUGACUCAUUAAGAGGCCAAGCCUCGGUCAGGAUCAUGUGGCUCGGACAUAAUAGGCUGACUCGACUUCAAGCUCCAUUGUUCCGAGACCUGUUGCUGGUUGAACGCCUGUAUCUCACGAAUAAUUCCAUCUCGCGAAUAGAGGACACCGCCUUCAAACCGAUGCAGGCGCUCAAGUUUCUCGAGCUCAGUAUGAAUCGGCUGAGUCACGUCACCGUUAAGACCUUUUCCGAGCUCCACGAGCUGGAAGAACUCUAUCUGCAGGAUAACGGUCUACGCCGUUUAGAUCCUUACGCCUUAACGGCCCUCAAAAGACUGCGUAUCCUCGAUUUGGCCAAUAAUCAUUUGAACGUGCUGCAUGAUAAGAUCUUUCAGGAGGGCCUGCCAAUCAGAACGCUCAACCUGAAGAACUGCACUGUCAGCGUGAUCGAGAACGGUGCCUUCCGCGGACUGAACAAUCUCUACGAGCUAAAUCUCGAGCACAAUCAUUUCACUGCCACGGCCUUGGACCGCCUAGACAUCCCAGGAUUAAGAGUUUUGAGAAUAUCGUACAACAACUUUAGUCAGAUUAACGCCAAUUCGUUGGACGGCUUGCCGUCCCUUCAACAUCUGGCGAUGGACUCGUCGCAAAUCUAUAGGAUGCCGGCCGAGAUAUUUUCGAAGAAUAAGAAUCUGGGGAAGCUGUUGCUAAGCAACAAUUUACUCAGGGUACUGCCGGCGACCCUGUUCUUGGGCCUGGAGACGCUCAAGGAGGUGAAACUCGACGGCAACAGAUUCCAGGAAGUUCCGUACGACGUGUUCGCGAAUGCCACUACGGUGGAAUUUCUCUCCCUGGCCAACAAUGUUCUUCACCGCGUGGACAUGUCGCGACUGAAUGGAUUGACCAGUCUGCGCGAGCUCGAUCUACGCGGUAAUUAUAUCGCGUCUCUCAUCGGUUUCGCCGCCGUCAAUUUCUCCCGCCUAAUAUCUGUGGAUCUAAGUCAUAAUCACUUAACGGCUCUUCCGGCGAAUUUCUUCGCUCGCUCGAAUAUGCUGCGGAAGAUCGAGCUCGCGGGUAAUAAGUUCCGGCAAAUACCCGCCGUUGCUCUCACGGCGCAAAAUAUACCCGGUCUAGCCUGGUUGAACGUCACGGCUAAUCCUCUCGUGAGAAUACACGAGAUCAGCUCGGAGGCGAAGUAUCCGGCUCUUCAGGAAAUUCACAUCUCCGGAACAAACUUAACGAUAGUUACCAGCCAAGACUUCGAGGCAUUUCCCGCGUUAAUGCAUCUUUUCAUGGGCAGCAACAUGAUAUCCAGAGUUUCGCCCAGCGCGUUUCGCAGCCUUACAAAUUUACUCACGCUAGAUCUCAGUGUCAAUGAGCUGGAGCUACUGCCACAGGAAAGACUGAAGGGACUGGAACACCUCAGACUACUGAAUCUCACGCACAAUCGUUUGAAAGAGCUCGAGGACUUCCCGCCUGAUCUUAAAGCUUUGCAGGUGCUCGAUCUUUCGUACAAUCAGAUAAGCGGAGUGGGAAAGGGCACGUUCCAGCAUUUGGAGAAUUUAGCCGAGCUGCACCUUUACGGCAACUGGAUAUCCUCGAUCUCGCCGGAUGCGUUCAAGCCGCUGAAGAAGCUCAGGAUUUUAGAUCUAAGUAGGAACUACUUAGCGAACUUACCGCUGAAUGCCUUUCGACCGCUCGAAACGCAAAUACGGAGUUUACGGGCCGAGGAGAAUCCAUUGCACUGCGACUGCGAGUCCCAGGAGCUCUGGGAAUGGCUGCGCGAUCACCAGAAGCUGGUCGGCGGCGGGAUGAGCCGAAAUCGCGGGGGUGGACUAAGGAUGAACGACAUGGACGGUGGUCUUUUGCGAUGCGAGCAGCCACCGGAGCUGCGCGGAUUGGUCUUCCUGGAUCUGGACCCGCAUGCCUUCUGCACCGCGCCUUUGGUUCUGAAACUGGCGAUCCAGGAUAUCCAACCCUUCUCCGUCCUGGUGUCGUGGCAGAGCAGAAAUCAUUCCGGUCUACGCGGCUACCAGGUGGCCUAUCACGCCCUGGAUAACGUUGACGAGGUACGUGCCAAAACACUCGAGCCGAACGCGCGCUCGGUGAAACUAUCGAAACUGUCGUCGAACACUCGCUACCUGAUCUGCGUAUUCGGUCUCGGUAAUUGGAUAACGUCGCGGAUAGAGGACGGCCCAAUGGAACAGCUCAAUUUCACGCAGGUCGAGAUACUCGCGAGCACACCAAGCUCGCAGAUGACGGACUCGUCGACGAGCCGUUGCACCGAGGUGAAGACGCUGGACGCGCCGGACGCGAUAAUCAGCAGCGACGGUUCGGCCAUGGGCGACGUUGGCAGCGUCAGCAGCUUCUUAACGAGGCGACUAGGUCUAAUAGUCGGCUGCUGCAUGGGCUUCGUCGUCUUCCUCCUCCUGGUGUCCGUCUUGGGUUACCUCAAAGUGAAGAAGCAGCGGGAAGUGGUCAAGAGAGAGCAGCAACCGAUACCGCCAGAGUACAUAUCAUACAGGCAUUUCAGCAUACAGAGUGGCGAAGCCGGCCACACCGCUGUCAGGCAGACCAGCCAGACCAGCCAGGACGGGCAACAACAGCAGCAGCAGCAGCAGCACUCGAACUUCAUCAACAACACCACGCUGAAUGUAUGAGAAAAGCCGCGGAACUCCCGACUCGUGGAGGUUUCGAACGUGUGAGCGAGGCUCGAGUGAUUCGAGCGUGUUAACCGGUUCGAAGGUCUCCCCGAUUCGCGGAAGUUUCGAGUUUACGCGCCAGAGAGCCACAAAGGACAAUGCCGACUGUCGAAUUUUCGGCACGAGCGAAACUGUCUUCUUACAAACUGAAAAAUUGUCACAAUUAGCAGUGCUGUGCGCUCAAGUGAUACGCACUGAGAGAGUGUUGUUAAUUGGACUCGACGAACGCUCGGCAAAGAGCGUCGUUCUCGAGAGAAGCGUCACUACCAAACACUGGCCAUGCCAGACCUCUGCGUCGUUAACGGCAACGAAGAGUUCAAGCGAGUGAGUAAUGCAUGUACGUGAGAGAAUGCGCGCGCGCGAGAAUGAGAAUCUUUAUUAGAGUAACGGAGCAUUUUAUAAAGGAUUUUCUACGAGUUUGAAUUCGGUUCCAAAGUAGCUUUAAUCACUUGGCGUGGCAUCGUAUCGAACCAACGCGAUCGAGCGAACGAAAUGUCAUAAGAGUUGUACAGAACGGGAAAUUGAUUUCGAUAAUGUACGAGCGAUGUGAGCCACAUGUGCAGCAGCUCUCGUAUACUCUAAAAAAAUCUUAUAAGUUUUGAACAAGACGAGAGAGAGAGAGAGAGAUAUAUAUAUCGUACUCUUUGCCCCUCUGCAAUCAAGAAAAUUAAAACAAAAUUAUGAUAAAUUCGACCAAGUUCUUAUCGGAUUUUGCUUUAGGUCUUUAUUGGAUCGAGAGAUUUUUUAAGUAAUGUGUUAUUAAUAAUGUGGAGCAUUAAAAUCAAUACGCGCGGUUCGAAGGACCAAAAUCGCAAAUACAUAAAGAAUAUCGACAUCGGACAAAUGCGAGAACGUAUGCUGAACUACUCUGAACGUAACGAAUGUCAUUCCAUUCGCGAAAAAUCGAUCGAAUUUGCGGUAAUCGGCGAGCGCGGUACUUUGGAGGAGAAGGAGGAGGAGGAAGAGGAGAAAGAAAAGGUUCUCACGCAUCUCUGUAACAUAACGCUCAGUCUUCUUCAAGAAAUAUGAAAUUUUGAGGAGUGUAUGAAGCACGAUCUGUCGAGGGUCGCGCGUGCUCUCGGACAACUGUAAACGACAACGGGGGAGAAAUAGACGGUAGAUAGACCUUUGUUUCCGUGUAACGCACGACGCGUAUUUGCCGAACGAUUUACUAAACACUGCGUUAUUGCACAUCGCUUCCGCAGACCGGAGCUACCGCUCGCGAGUAUGAGAUCGGACGGGUGUGAAGUGGCUAUUGUGUUUUCUUAAUGGCUCGGCAAACCGCGUGGUUUAGGAACGUCACCCACGCGCCGAUCUCGCGAAAUGGCGCGCCAUUUUGCGGUGAACGUCCGCGGUACGACGGUACCAUCAAUUUCCGAUUGGGCCGCGCGCGGAAUCGUCAGGGUGGCGGAACGCGGGAAAAAUUGCUCAUCUCUGCGAGUAAUCGACGGAUUUCAGAUCCUCCGGCAAUAAGAGGGUGAAGGAUGUAAAAAAAGAGCAUGUAAAUUUGAAGGAAGAUAUAUGUUCUACAUCCGGUUAGCGUUCCAGCGCGAAUCAGUAGAGCAUCCGAUAGACACCAAAUAGACAUAAAUGAAAUAUCCCUUUGCAACAAACACCAAGGUAUGCAUCAUUUUUUGUAUGUAUUUGCAAGUGAAUGAAUUUUUCUAAUGUGAAAACGGUGUAGGAUAUGAUGGUGCUCUAUACGAUUUCGAACUCUUAACACAUAUUUUAAUUUUUUUAACACGAAAUACACGAAUAUAAAAACAAAAUUUUAAUGUGACCAAAGUAAUUUAUUUUAUUUCAGAAAAGUGUUCGAAAACGUAUUGCAAUAAGUAUACUUGUUUUUUAUUAAAUAUAAUCUUGAAUAUAGCACGAUACAAUUUGGAUUUCCCACAAAUAAUUUUUUUUUUUUUUUUUUUUAGUGUCUACAUUUCCUAAUGAGAAAAAAAGUUGACGAAAAAAGAAAUAAUAAUAUUAUUGUUAUUAUUAAACACUAUUCGAAAUUGUACUUGUAUUCAAAUUUAUACCUGAACUUUUGUGAGCACUUGUUCAAAAUUGUACCUUUGAACAAAAAAGUUUCUUUUUUUAUAAAAAUAUGAACUUUCUACAACCUUUAUAUAGUGAGAACUAACAAGCAAGUUAUUAAUAUCACACAAUGAGGACAGAUCUAAACUUAAACUUGGAAAAUCUUAUUUCGUUCAUUAAUAUUGCACUACAUUUAAAAUUGUAUCACGUCACUCUUCACAAUUUAUCGGUAAAAAGAUAAAUAAUUUCGCUAAUGUCUGCAGAAGAUUAAUAAAAGGUGUGAAGAAUAGGUCAGAUAUAAAAUUAAGCACGAAUCUGUUUUACAUUUUUGUCGCUUCCUUUCUGGGUCAAAUAUUCGCGUCUGAACGCUGGCUGUCGUUGAAGAUUCAGCGAUUAAGGAGACGUUCUGUGGAUCAUGUUUAGAAUCUAUAAAUAUACGUGAAACGAUUGUAUAUAGAUACAUACGUAUCGAAAACCUAUGUAUUCAAUUAAGAGCGUCGAUAUCACCGGAGGUUAUUAUCGUAAAAAUUCUGAUGAUCUCUUAAAUAGUGAGACAACAAUAGUAGUUGAAUUAGCAGAUCGGCGCGUCGAUCCUCCCCGAUUUUUGAGGAGGCCAAGAUACACGAGACCAGAUACAUCAGAACUUUUUAUCGCGGUGUCGAUGGAUACCGAUGUAAGGCAUUUCGCAUUAGGAAUGAAUGACGCGCGCAUGAAUUGUACGUUUUUCGGGAUACGAUUCUGAUCGACAGACCGACUCGCUCGAUAUCGCUAAUCACCGAUAUAAUCACCGCGCCGAGGCCGGUGCGCUGAAGCCGCAAAUGCACGAAAUGUCGCAUUUGGUGCAGACGAAUUUUUAAUGUCGACGCGAGAGUCCCGCGUUUCCGUUUCGACGGGACGACGAAAUAAUUAUCGAGGCGAUAUGCGAUAUCCAGCGAGCUCGUUAUGAAAUAUCGUUACGAAAUGCAGCGCUGCGAGGAGCGUAGCUGCUCGACGGACGCGUUCAACGCGUAGUUCGUUAUCGCAUUACCGGAUCAUUCGGGAUCGACCGGCGCGGCGCCGGCGGGAGAGGCUCCCUUACGUUUCCCGGCCGUGUGAGCAAAAGAGGAGAGAAGGAGAGCGAGAUCUCGCGCGGAUUGACGAAAUCGCCGCGGCAACGAGAUCUACGAUGUAUGCGUGUUCUCGUUACACCCUGUGUACUGUAACAUAUACGUACGUCACUGUAAUAAAAAUGCAAAUUCUUUUGUAA
Solenopsis invicta (red fire ant) is the source of this 8121-nucleotide messenger RNA. RefSeq names its product protein artichoke. Gene Ontology annotation, cellular component: extracellular matrix. NCBI's taxonomy places the organism in Eukaryota, Metazoa, Arthropoda, Insecta, Hymenoptera, Formicidae. Bases 483 to 4808 code for a protein of 1441 amino acids. Gene Ontology annotation, molecular function: protein binding. The record is from RefSeq and is a predicted model, not a curated record. The transcript is spliced from 6 exons.